This is a messenger RNA of Entamoeba dispar SAW760, 375 nucleotides long. RefSeq lists its product as uncharacterized. The record is from RefSeq and is a predicted model, not a curated record. Lineage: Eukaryota; Evosea; Mastigamoebida; Endamoebidae. Bases 1 to 375 code for a protein of 124 amino acids. The transcript has a single exon.
AUGUUCGGAAGUAAUACUAGUAAUAUUCCAGAUGUAUUCAACAGUAGUGAAGAGACAGAGAUUGAAGAAACUAAUGCAAGCAUUAAAGAUUUAAAUAUGUUAUUAACAGAUAUUAUUGAAUUAGCUGACAAAGCCAACAUGCUAUCAACUGGUGUUAGCAUGUCAUUUGGAGAUAAACCAAUGUAUACAUUGAAUAAGACAAUUAAUACACACUUAGAUAUUAUUCAAGAAUUAAAAAGGGAUAUCAAGAAUCUACAAAGGAAGAAUAGAUUAAUUAUUACUAAAUUAAGAAGUGAAGACAAAAAAGAUAAAGAAUUAGAAAAGUCAGUCAAAGAAGAGACAAAACCAAAGAGAAGAAAGACCCAAUUAUUAUAA